AUGUCCAGCGACGCCGCGCCGCACGUCGUCGAGGACUUCUUCGGCGUCGUCCGCCUCCUCAGCGACGGCUCGGUUGUCCGUGGUGACGAAUCCGUCCUCAUGCCGGCAGGGCCGUUCCCUGACGUCCCCGGCGUUCAGUGGAAGGACGUCGCCUACGACGCGGCGCGCGGCCUCAAGGUCCGCGUGUACAGGUCGUCGUCGGCUCACGGGAAGCUCCCCGUGCUCGUCUACUUCCACGGCGGCGGUACCGCGGCCAUCGACGACGGCGUGACGUUCUUCUCCUGGCUGCGAAGGCAGGCCGCGGCGAGCGCCCAAGGCACCGAGCCGUGGCUCCAAGAGUCGGCCGACUUCGCGCAGACGUUCGUGUCCGGCGUGUCGGCCGGCGCGAACCUCGCCCACCACGUCGUGGUUCAGAUCGCCUCGGGGAAGCUCGCGGUCCACCCAGCGCGCAUCGCCGGCUACGUGCUCUUGUCCGCGUUCUUUGGCAGCGCCGAGCGCACGGCGACGGAGACCGAGUCAGCGGACAACGUGUCCCUGACGGCCGUGUUCGAUCAGAUCUGGCGGUUGGUGCUGCCGGCGGGCGCCACCAGAGAUCACCCGCUGGCCAACCCGUUCUCCCGGGACAGCCCCGGCCUGGAGCCGCUGCCGCUGCCACCGGCGCUCGUCGUGGUGCCAGGGCUUGACACGCUCCGGGACCACAUGCGGCGCUACGCAGCGAGGUUGGAGGAGGUGGGAAAGGCUGUGGAGUUGGUCGAGUUUGCGGGGGAGCGCCAUGGCUUCUCCGUAAAAGGGUGGAGCAAGGCGAACGAGGAGCUGGUCCGGAUCUUGAAGCGGUUCGUCAAGGUGCCACGCGGAACUGAGGUGAAGCAGUGGCGCUUGGCCAGGAGUCUUCUUACACUGGGAAUUGACAAGUUGUUCACAACAAGGCAUAAGGGAAAUUGUGUCACGGAGUAG
Molecule: messenger RNA, 954 nt
Organism: Miscanthus lutarioriparius
Lineage: Eukaryota; Viridiplantae; Streptophyta; Magnoliopsida; Poales; Poaceae
Source: the annotation of a GenBank genome assembly